Molecule: messenger RNA, 3961 nt
Organism: Chrysoperla carnea
Lineage: Eukaryota; Metazoa; Arthropoda; Insecta; Neuroptera; Chrysopidae
Gene: l(2)gl
Product: lethal(2) giant larvae protein homolog 1
Exons: 11
Coding region: 159-3698 (1179 amino acids)
Biological process (GO): regulation of protein secretion; establishment of spindle orientation; cortical actin cytoskeleton organization
Cellular component (GO): plasma membrane; cytoplasm; cortical actin cytoskeleton
Molecular function (GO): myosin II binding; syntaxin binding; GTPase activator activity
Source: RefSeq, a predicted model, not a curated record
GUGAUAUUGUUUCUAUGGUGUAAAUCUGUGUUAUGUGCUUUACUCAGCAGUAGUCAGUCAAUUUAAAAGUUUGUGUUUGAUUUAAAAUUAUAAAAUUUAUUACAUAUGAAUAAACUGAAUUUAUAAAAUAAUAAUAGUGUAAUUGAAUAUUCUCAAGAAUGUUGAAAUUCAUUCGAGGGAAAGGUAAUCAGCCCUCGGCAGAAAGGCUUAAAUUACAAAGAGAAUUGUUUGCAUUUCGUAAAACAGUACAACAUGGCUUUCCAAACAAACCAACAGCUAUUGCCUGGGAUGCAGAGCUACGUUUAUUAUGCAUUGGUACAGCGAGUGGUGCCUUAAAAGUAUUUGGCAGGCCUGGAGUGGAAUUUUACGGUCAGCAUGCGCCUGUCGGUGGUGGCAACAUAAGUAAUGGUCCAUCAGGCGCACCACCAGCUGUUAUAAAACUAGUAUUUUUACCUGGUGCACAAGGGCGAUUAGUAUCGUUAUGCAACGAUAAUUCAUUACAUCUAUGGGAAAUUAAUAAAAGUUCAAUUGUAGAAGUUAAAUUAUUAUCAUUAGAAGGAAAAUUAAAGAAAAUCAGUACCAUAUGCGUUGAAAGUGGUGGCGGUAAUUUAUUAUUAGGAACAGAGGGUGGGAAUAUUUACUUGUUAGAUUUGGCUACUUUUACAAUGGCUAGUGAUAUCAUUUAUCAGGAUGUUGUUAUGCAAAAUGUACCAGAAGACUAUAAAAUAAAUCCAGGUGCUGUAGAAUGUAUUGCCGAACAACCAGGUCGGCCUGAUCAUAUUUUAAUUGGAUAUGCGAAAGGUUUAAUGGUAUUAUGGUCACGAGGUGAUACUACAGCUUUGCAAACAUUCAUUAGUACACAGCAAUUAGAAAGUAUUUGUUGGCACAGUGAUGCUCAACAUUUUACUUCAUCACAUAAUGAUGGAAGUUACGCAAUUUGGGAUGUAACGACAGGUGAGAAACCUUGUGGUGAACCAGUUACAACAUAUGGACCAUUUCCAUGUAAAGCAAUAAAUAAAAUUGAGGUAAAAACACUACGUGGUAAUUCUUUGCUUGUUUUCUCUGGAGGUACUCCACGUGCAUCUUGUUCAGAUAAAUACACGGUAUCUGUUAUAAAUGGAGAUAAACAUGUCGUGUUUGACUUUACUAGUAAGGUUAUCGACUUUUUCACAAUUACACCUUUAUAUGGAAGUGAAGAACCAGAUACAUUAAUCGUUUUAGCUGAAGAAGAACUUAUUGCAAUCGAUUUAAUUGAUUCUUCUUGGCGCAUGCUAUCCCCACCAUAUUUAGUAUCAUUACAUGCUUCUGCCGUUACUUGCAGUGCUUAUGUUGGUCCUGUACCAGACGGAACAUGGCGUGCAAUUAAAGAUGCUGGACGAAAUGCAAAAUCACAAAGAGUGUACAGUGAUCGUGAAUGGCCAAUAAAUGGCGGAUUUAUUCAUGAAACUCAAUCUGAAGAUAAACGUGAAUUGCUAUUAACAGGCCAUGAAGAUGGAACUAUUCGAUUUUGGGAUGCAUCUGGUGUAGCUUUAACUCCAUUGUAUAAAUAUUCAACAGCGAAUUUAUUUAGUGGAGAUGAAAUUGCGUCCGAUGAUGGGACAGAGAAUGAUGGCGAUGGCGAUGAUGAAGAUUGGCCACCAUUACGUAAAACCGGUGUUUUUGAUCCAUAUUCAGAUGAUCCACGUUUGGCAAUUAAAAAAGUUACUAUGUGCCCCGUAUCAGGUACCAUUGUUGCGGCUGGUACUGCGGGUCAUAUUGUUGUUGCACAACUUGUGGCUGAUGAUCAUCAAGCGAAAGAAGUCCAAGUAACAACAAUGAAUAUUGUUUCGGAUCGGGAUGGUUUUGUUUGGAAAGGGCAUAAACAGUUAACACCGCGUGCAAACGUUAUACCAAGUAAAGGCGGUUUUCAAGCUUUAAAUAUUUUACAAUUACAUCCACCAGCAGCAAUUACGUGUAUCAGUUUACAUUCUGAAUGGAAAUUGAUAUCAGCUGGUACAGCCCAUGGUCUUGCUUUAUACGAUUUUGCUAGAAAUAAACCAGUGUUAGUUAAAUGUACAUUAAAUCCAAAUGAUUUAUCAGGUCAAGGUGAUACGCCAAUUUCACGACGCAAAUCAUUUAAAAAAUCAUUACGAGAAUCAUUUAGAAGAUUACGAAAAGGUAGAUCGACACGCCGUGCUGGUGGUACAGUUGCUUCACCAACCACUGCAACAUCACCACGAAAACUCGCACCUCAAUCGCCGGAUAGUGGCGGCGACACAUUUAAUCCAUUAGAUGCUAAACCUGUUGAACGGCAAGUAGAAGCGCGUCCUGUUGAUGAUUCAUUAGGUUCAAUGGUUCGAUGUUUGUACUUUGCAAAAACAUUUAUCAUUAGUGAACAAAACACUACGGCUACACUUUGGGCUGGAACAAAUAAUGGCACUGUGUAUGUGUUUACGAUAAAUGUACCUGGUGGCAAUAAACGGGAAACCGACGAUGUUACAUGUCAGUUAGGUAAAGAAAUACAAUUAAAACAUCGUGCUCCAGUUAUAGCCAUUGCAAUAUUAGAUGGAUCAAGUAAACCGUUACCAGAACCAUUAGAAAAUCGAAAAGCAGAUUAUAGUCAACCACAUAAAGUGAUCAUAGCAUCUGAAGAACAGUUCAAAAUAUUUACGUUGCCAUCAUUGCGUCCUUGGAGAAAAUAUCGACUUACAGCAAAAGAAGGUUCAAGAUUACGAAGAAUGGCUUUUGCAGAAUUCUCAUGUAAGCUUCCAGAUAGUGUAGACGAAACACAUACAGAAACAUGUUUAUUAUGCCUGACAAACCUUGGUGAUUGUCUGAUAUGGAGUGUUCCAGAUUUAAUUAAACAGUUAAACGCUGCGGCAAUUAGAAGAGAAGAUAUCAAUGGAAUAUCAUCUUUAGUAUUUACUCCGUUUGGAGAAGCUUUAUACUUACACAGUUCUUCCGAAUUACAAAGAAUAACAGUGAAUGCAAAUCAUGUAACUGCAGCUAGAUGUUAUUUAAAACUUGUUCGUGAUAAACAAGAAAAUGGUGAUGAUGAGAACGAAACAUCAACAGAGGCUGAGGAUAAUGUAGAAAAAACUGAAGAUAAAGAUAAAAUAUCAUCAUUGCGAACAAAUCAACAGUUAGUAAAUGGACGGGGUGAAGGUGCCGAGAAUGGUGAUGAAGAUGCUCACGACACAACAAUAUCAAGUAGUGUUGGUGAUAUAACAAUAGAUUCAGUUAAAGAUCAUUUAGCAAAUAGUUCACUUGGUGCGCUAAGUAAUAGUGACAAUCUACCAGAAGAUCCAGUUACGUCCACAUCAUCGACAACAGUGAUUACAACCAGUACUGGUGGUACAACAGUUAUCAGCAGUACGUCAAGUAGUACACAACGAACGCAUAAUGUUGUGUUAAAAACCACUACAGUGACAUCGACAAAUAGUAGUAGUGCGAUUUCAAAUAAUACGAAUGCGGAAAAUAAUGUUUUAGAAAAUGCCACCGAGAAUGCUGAAAGUUGUUCAUCUGCAACUAAAAUUAUAACUGAGACUAAAAAUAUUACGAUUUCAAAUAACAAGAGUUUAGUUGCACCACUAGCCUGUGAAGAUGAUGAGGAAGAAGUGGAAAAUGAAGAAGAGGAAAGAGAAGGGGAAGAACAAGAACAAUUGGAUACAACCAUCACCACAACCACCGUCACUACCACAAACACUAAAAUAUCAUAAACGAUAGAACCACAGACAUUUUAUAAAUAUAUAUAUAUAUAUAGGUAUCGAAUUUAUUCGUUUUAUGGCAUCUUUAAAAAUAAAAACAAAAAAAACGCUGUAAUGACUUUUAAAAAGAGCAUAAUAACGUUACACAUUUUAGAUUUACCAUUGUUUUAUUGAUUGUCGUUUGAAAGGUUGAUUUCCAAAUGAUUCUAGCAAAAAAGAUCCAAUCUUAGUAGGGUGUUCCAAAAAAAAAAAUAACUGUCUAUUAUCUGUAAUUU